UUGUGCUAGGGAGAGAGUUGUACUUCGAUCGCAACCCUGAAACCUGAAACCAAAAGAAUGGAGUCUAGACCUCACACAGUAAAGCUUCGCCACCUGCUCACACUGUUCCUCAGUAUCUCGACUUCUCUGGGGCUCCAUCCAGUGUUCCUCAGUCGACCGGAUGCCACGCGGGUACUUCUACAUCGGGCACGGCGUGCCAACUCUUUCUUGGAGGAGCUGAAAGUGGGUGACCUGGAGAGAGAGUGUCUGGAGGAAACGUGUUCGUACGAAGAGGCAAAGGAGAUUUUUUCUGUCCCAGAGCAACUGGAUCGUUUUUGGAAGACAUACUCAGAGGUUGACCAGUGCGAGUCUUCACCGUGUCAGAAUGGUGCCACUUGUAUGGACCAGAGAGAUGCUUACAUUUGUAUGUGUCCAGUCAACUUUGAGGGUCGUAACUGUGAGAAAGCAAGACAGAAGUCACUGGACUGUCUGUACAAGAACGGAGGGUGUGAGCACUUUUGUGUAGAGACCAGUAUGUCCACCCAUUGUGAGUGUGCACCAGGCUACAGUCUCAGCCAGGACAACAGCAGCUGUAUACCUCAAGUGGCUUUCCCUUGUGGCAGAUUGGUGCCAACAACCCAAAGUGUGGGCCCUAGGAUUGUUAGAGGCGAUAUUUGCCCCAAAGGCCAGUGCCCAUGGCAGGCUUUACUGGAGUACGGCGGUCUUUAUAAAUGUGGCGCGAUUGUUGUGAAUGAUCGGUGGAUGCUCACAGCUGCUCACUGUGUCUGGCAAAUGCACACCUCUCAACUGCAGAUCACAGUGGGUGAACAUAUCCGAGGCGUGGGCGAGAACACGGAACAGGUGAGAAAAGUGGCCGAGGUGUUUAUCCAUCCUCUUUACAACCACCAAACCACCGACAACGACAUCGCGCUGCUGAAACUGGAGCAGCCCGUAACGCUCGGGCCUUUCGUUGUGCCCGUGUGCCUUCCCCCGACGGCCGGUACUUUCGGGCGAACCCUCGCGGCGAUACGAAUGUCCACCGUGAGCGGGUGGGGCCGUCUUGCGCAGUCAGGAGUUUCCUCCACCGUCCUUCAGAAGCUGGAGGUUCCCAGGGUACCACUGGCAGAGUGCAGGGCACAUUCGGGUCUUAAGGUGACCAGGAACAUGCUGUGUGCCGGGUUUAAAGAGGGCGGCCGGGACUCUUGCCAGGGCGACAGCGGCGGACCCCUGACCACACGAUACAGAAAUACGUCGUUCUUGACCGGGGUGGUGAGCUGGGGGAAGGGCUGCGCCCGUUCUGGCCUCUACGGGGUCUACACUCGAGUCUCUGUUUUUGUAGAGUGGAUAAACAGCACAAUGGCCACAGGCUGAGCUGGAGGUUUUCCAAACAAAUCAGAAAUUUUUUCCCCUCAGCAAGAUCUAAAUGUUUUACAUAGUUAUUUGACAUACUGAAAGACCUGGGCUUGGAGGGAGAAGUUCUACUGAUCUAUGUUUUGAUUCAAAUAUCCAUUUUUAGAUGAAGUUAUUCUAAAUGAAACUGUAAUAAAAUGAUAUUUAUCAAAUUAAAAAAAAAAAAAGGUCAUUCUUUGUAAUAUUCAGUAUAUUCAUUUGUGUAACAAACAUCGUGCUACUAAGUUUUGACUACGUUUUAGCAUUGUCUACUCAUGCUGGAAUACUAAUAACAUCACUAAUACUUAAUACCAAUAAAAUGCUCCUGCAGCUGGA
This is a messenger RNA of Chanos chanos (milkfish), 1704 nucleotides long. It is a transcript of the gene f7l, whose product is annotated as coagulation factor VII, like. The transcript is spliced from 8 exons. Gene Ontology annotation, biological process: blood coagulation; proteolysis. Gene Ontology annotation, molecular function: calcium ion binding; serine-type endopeptidase activity. Lineage: Eukaryota; Metazoa; Chordata; Actinopteri; Gonorynchiformes; Chanidae. Bases 58 to 1350 code for a protein of 430 amino acids. The record is from RefSeq and is a predicted model, not a curated record. Gene Ontology annotation, cellular component: extracellular region.